AUGGAGGCAUUUCCAAAACAACUACGACCGGACCCCGACGAGACGAUUGAAUGUUGGGAUGACGAUGACGAUUUGCAAUUCAACGAUGAUAUUCAGUUCCGUACCGCAUCCAGCGCAGGCUCCUUAACCAACUCGUCAUUCCGGCCCUCUGGGCACCGAGACUCCAUAUCCUCACGACGCUCGGCCCGCUCGGAUCUCGACUCCAAUGCUGGCGACGAGGACUGGCAGGUCCCCCUUUAUGAUAAUGAUGAAUUUGCAAAAGAAGAUGCCAUUGCAUCGGCCAGGACUGCGGGCAUCCCCAUUCCUCCAGAUAUCCCUAAGUCAGCACUCAUCGGAGGCACAAUCAAACGCUUGUCGACUCGAAAGACAAAGAAGACAUUUGUUGACGACUGGUCAGAGGAUGUUGAGUUGCCUGGCCCCGAAGCCAUCCUGAAACUCCAAGCCCGAGAGACAGUGUUUCCAGAUUCCAUUCGAUUUUUAAGCUCUGCAGCCACCAGCCCAGUAAAAUCCACCGCAUCACCGUCAUGGAAUCCCGAAGUUUCGGCGCGUUUGCAGUCUGUCUUGGGACCAUUUGAAUCCUUUGGAGAAGAAACUGAUGGGCUGGAGUUUCCGGACAUUCCAACUCUCAAAGCCCCAACUCCUCGAUCUCCCCAAAAAAUAACACCGGUCAAUUUUGAUCGGGAGACAGACGACGACUUCAACCAGGAUUUCGAGCUUCCUGCGAAUCAUCAACCUCUGGAACUAUCACUUUCGCGUCAGAAAGAAAAUUUCUACGUUUCUAGUCCCACUUUGGAGGAUUUCGAUCUUGAAUGGUCUGAGGGAAGCAUUGGCAUUCGAGUUGGGGGAACUGCCCGGGAUGGCCGGUCUGUUCCCAGUUCUUCUAUCUCAAUUGCCAGCCCCAGCGUUUCGAGCUGUUUGACAGUGGAAAGUGGAGAUGAUGGGCUAGAUGGUAUCGUCAUUCCUGAAGGACCCCUUGAUUUCAGCGCUUCUCUUCAGAAACGACAACUAGCACAAAGCGAAAAUACCGAAACGGAUGAUAACCAAGUGAUGCAUGUUAAUCCCGAUGCUGACGACUUUUUUUCUGGAAUUGAUGUCGACAAUGAGAAAGCCUUCUCGUUUGGAAAGCCAGAGUUGAAUCCCAACAUCAAGCGCAAGACAGAACAACCAUGCAGUCCGACUCGUCGACCAGCAACGACCCUGACAUUUACCAGUACGACAGGAUCUCCACGAACUCGCAUCCCUCGUUUGACCGGCCAUGAGCGCACCCAUUCAACCCACUCAACCCAUCUUGAAACUGUGUCAGAGAGUGGCGCUCCUCUCUCCAAAUUCAGAACAUCACAAUCGCGUCUAGGGCAUCAUUCCUCACAGUCAUCAACCUCAAGUCUUCCAAUAUCCAACGCCAAUACGACCUCACCAACUCCUUCAAUCUCUGCUCGGCGGGGUUUGGCACCUCGAGCUUCCAGGGAUACUGCCAUACCCGGGGAGGCCAAUUCCACAGCUAGGCGUUUGAAACCCAAGCGUUCUCUGCCAUCGAUCCGUGGCGUCGGGUCAACUUCUUCAGUACAGACCUCUCAACGACCAACAGUCGACCGUUCUGCCCGCCUUUCCACUUCCAGGCCUAAAACACCAGUGGAUCGCGUUAUAAAUGAUGGGCGGUCUCUAAGUCGCAGAGCUCAGGCCCCAUUUAUGCCAGCUGGCGCAUCAGAAUCUCAGUCACACCAUGCUAGUGUGAAGGGAUAUCGUUCAUCACGUCGUACCAAUUCCGAUAGCUCUGGUGGCCUUCUUAGUCCACAAGACACAUUCACCCGGUUAUCCCGAUCUUCCCAAAACAAUGAGCCCUUUCGUGCUGGGCCUGGCGAGACAAGCACUGAUUCUCUUGGCCACUACACAAAACGCACGAUCACACGACCCACCAAAAAACGCAAUUUCGGCGAUGGAACAGAGCUGGAGUCGUUUGAUGACCUAUCUACGUCGGUUUUGGCAGAGAGCAAAUAUGUAAAAACUCCCGCCGGCCGAGGUGCUCCCAGAUCCGUCCGGAACAGGCUCAGUCAGGGUCGGGUUGAUCCCCCGCUUGAUCAAUCACCUACUCACUCGAUGACGUCUCCAUCAACCUCUAAGUUACGCAGUCCAACACCACGAUUUGCCCAGGAUACAAAUGCCUCCCGGAAUGCAAGAGAGCAGCGUAUUGCGUCCUUGGUUAUGAGCUCAAAAGCUCGUGAGACCAAUUCUUUGUCGACAUACAACUCCAACUGGAAGGCCCAGCCAGUAUCAAGGAUUCCUCCGGCGUCUGGGACGAUCAGAAGCCGGAAAGGCAAGCCCAACGCUAAAUCGACGUCUAAACCACACUUGAUCAAACCCAUGGGAUCUGGUGUUCAGGAUGCCAAAUCUGUGAGGGGCAUGCGUUACAACCCUGCGACUUUCCGGUGGGAAGGAAAUGAAAAUCUGAUACCUGAUUUCGAUCUCACUGCCCCAAAAUCACCCAAACCUGCACCGGCACUUAUCACCAAUGUUGGCACGAUGCAAAACGUUCAGACCGUCGGUGGGAUGGUCUUUGAUCCUCAUCGCAUGUGCUGGCUUAAGGCCGCAUCUGUCGAGCUCGAAGACGAAGAUGAUGUAUUCGCUGGCCUGGAUGAUUUGGAAGACAAAACCACAUUCAGCACCAUCCAUGGACGAAAAUCCGGGGCAUUUGAAGAUCCCAGUUCCCAAGCCACCGGGGAUGAUGCAAGUGGCGGUGAUUCUUCAGAUGAAGGACCUAUGACAGAGGAGUUUGAUGUUGGCCCGGAGUUCAUUCGACGACAACGGGCCGAGGAAGAAAAAUGGAGACGCAAAGUUGACAAGUGGGUUGGUUUUGACCGGGGUGAUCACACGAACCAUUGGAAAUGGAUCAUUCGCGAUUUAGUGGGCUUUGAUAAUAGCUUGGGAAGUUCGACUUAG
Molecule: messenger RNA, 2934 nt
Organism: Penicillium soppii
Lineage: Eukaryota; Fungi; Ascomycota; Eurotiomycetes; Eurotiales; Aspergillaceae
Product: putative cytokinesis regulator (Byr4)
Exons: 2
Coding region: 1-2934 (977 amino acids)
Biological process (GO): mitotic spindle orientation checkpoint signaling; regulation of Ras protein signal transduction
Cellular component (GO): SIN/MEN two-component GAP complex; mitotic spindle pole body
Molecular function (GO): GTPase activator activity
Source: RefSeq, a predicted model, not a curated record